AAAAGCCUGAGACGAGUUAUUCAGGCCUGCGGGCUUAGACUCCAAGCUCAUUCCAGCCUAAAGGGUCAAAGUUCCUUCCUUCUUUCAAACUAGGGUUUUAUAUUAAAUUCAGCGUCUCUCUAAAACCCUAAACAAGGGCAAAAGCUUACGAAAGUGGCAUUGAUUUCUUCUCUAAUCGUCACAAACAAGCAAAAAGAUGAGAACUUUAGACGAGGCUGAAAUGAAUGCUGUUUUCAAAAAGCUCUAUGCUUUCACUGGCAGUAAUCUAAAGAACAUAGUCGAUAACCCGUCUCACGAAGGACCUGACUCGAGCCCAGGUCGGUACUGCUUCAGGCUCCACAAAAACCGGGUAUACUAUGUGAGUGAAUCUUUAGUGAAGCGAGCAACAAAUAUAAGCCGCAAGAAUUUAGCUUCACUUGGUACUUGCAUAGGCAAAUUCACACAUGGGGGUAGCUUUCAUUUAACAAUUCAAGCAUUGAAUUUAUUGGCUGCUAAUGCUAAACAUAAAGUUUGGCUAAAACCCACAUCAGAAAUGUCGUUUUUGUAUGGGAAUCAUGUUUUGAAAGGUGGGUUGGGAAGGAUUACUGAUACUAUUUCAAAAAAUGAUGGGGUGGUUGUGUUUUCUAUGUCUGAUGUGCCUUUAGGGUUUGGAUCUGCUGCAAGGUCGACUCAGGAAUGCAGGAAAUUGGAUCCUAAUGGAAUUGUUGUUCAUCAUCAGGCUGAUAUCGGUGAAUAUCUGAGAAUGGAAGAUGAACUUUGAGAGAGAGAGAGAGAAGGUCCUUUGGGGGGCGGGGGUUUAGAGGGUCCUUUGGGGAUGUGUUGUUGUUGGUUUGUAGAGACAUGCUAGUUAAUGUGUAAGUGUCUUAUAUUUAACUUUUAAGUAAUAUGAGGUUUUGUAUGAUUUUUAUGGGAAUUUAAUCAAAUGUGCUUUCAUGUACUUGUUUGA
Ricinus communis (castor bean) is the source of this 946-nucleotide messenger RNA. Its product is annotated as 60S ribosome subunit biogenesis protein NIP7 homolog. The record is from RefSeq and is a predicted model, not a curated record. The transcript has a single exon. Gene Ontology annotation, biological process: ribosome assembly; ribosomal large subunit biogenesis. Gene Ontology annotation, molecular function: RNA binding. Gene Ontology annotation, cellular component: nucleus; nucleolus; preribosome, large subunit precursor. Lineage: Eukaryota; Viridiplantae; Streptophyta; Magnoliopsida; Malpighiales; Euphorbiaceae. The coding region runs from base 197 to 760 and encodes 187 amino acids.